AUGGUGUGCGCGGCGCCGGCUGACGAGACCAAGAUCAGCAUGCUCGCUUCUGUCGUCGACGCCGCUCCUCAGACCUCGACGCACCGCGCGCGCGUUCCCGAGUGCGCGUCCGUCGCGCGGCGCGAGCGCGCGAUCCUCCUCGCGCCGUCCCUCGCGCCGAGCGCCUCCGUCGCGCCGUGGCGAUGGCGACGGCACGCGAGCAACGAGACGGGCACGAAGUACGACGUCGCGAACGGCCCGGGCGCGAACUUGCUUCGAAUCCUGCGCGACGCGGAGAAGCCGCUGUCCGUCGCGCAAAUCUACGCGAGCGUGGAGGAGCGCGAUAGAGAGGCGCAGGGGGUGCACUCGAAGCGGCACAUGAAGGGAUUGCUGCGGUGGAUGAAGUCCAUACAACGCGUGUACACGUUGCCCGCGAAGAAGGCGUUCGAGGAGGACAUCGUCAGCUUGCGCGCGUCGGGGAAGGGCCACGUGUUCAAGCUCACGGAGAAGGGAGAGAAGCACAUAGCGAAGAUCGACGCGAACGCGGGGAUCGAGCGUCCGGCGGCGGCGGACGGCGGCGCGGCGGGCGCGGCGAGCGCGAGCCCGCCGCCGCCGUCGUGA
Molecule: messenger RNA, 600 nt
Organism: Micromonas pusilla CCMP1545
Lineage: Eukaryota; Viridiplantae; Chlorophyta; Mamiellophyceae; Mamiellales; Mamiellaceae
Exons: 2
Coding region: 1-600 (199 amino acids)
Source: RefSeq, a predicted model, not a curated record